Molecule: messenger RNA, 973 nt
Organism: Zea mays
Lineage: Eukaryota; Viridiplantae; Streptophyta; Magnoliopsida; Poales; Poaceae
Product: HVA22-like protein i
Exons: 3
Source: RefSeq, a predicted model, not a curated record
AUGUUCUUUGUAUACUUGUGGUACCCUAAGACAAAGGGAACUACGUAUGUUUAUGGAACUUUCUUUAAACCAUAUAUUUCUCAGCAUGAGAAUGAAAUCGACCAGAAUCUCCUUGAGCUGAGAGCUCGAGCCACCGACACGGUUGUCCUUUAUUUUUAGAAGGCUGCUUCGGCAGGACAAAGUACUUUCUUUGACGUCUUAAAAUAUGUUGUUGCCCAGUCACCUUCUCAAAAAUCAAGGCAACGCCUUCAUCAGCCGCCACAACAACAGCAACCACAAGUGCAGGUGCAGCAGGCGCAACCACAAAACCAAGCAGCACCUGUUAUGCGCAGAGCAUCAUCUAUUGCUGCUCGGCAAGCAGCAAUGGCACAACAAUCUCAGGAGACUAAACCCGUUCAAUCUUCACCCAAGAUCAAGCGUCAAACAUCAGCGAGAUCUGGUUCAGUGGCAUCCACAAAGCCUCCGAUAGCUGCAUCCGCACCAAAACCUGGUGGUAGCCCAAAGAAAGGCGAGGUCAAACCUGCUGCUGACCCAGUUCAAACUCCAACCACAGGUGCUGAUUCACCGAAACCCGAGCCUAGCGCUCGAUCACUCCCUGGAGUCGAAGGGGUGGACAAGAUGGCCAUCGAUGAGGCCAGUGGUGACGCCCCAGAGGGCGCAGAAGAGCUUGACCCUGCGCUCGAAGAAGAGACACCGAUUGAGGAGAUGAUCCGUGUGACGCGCGCCAAGCUAAGGAGGCGCACGACCACCGAAGUUCCUGUUGGGAAUUAGCUGCAGGCCAUUGUUUUUCCUUUCCCUGCACAUUGUGUUGAUCUUUUUAUUUUUUUGGGGUUUUAGGCUGUCAUGUUGUUUGGUGGAAUGGAGAUGUGCUCUUGAAUUGGUUCUUUGUGACACAGUUGAUUAUCUUGUUUCUGUGCUUUCUUAGUGCCCUUUUCUUGUGAUUUAAGUUGUAAGUAACACUUUCCCUACGCAU